ACAUUAAGUAUAUAGAGCCUGGAGCAUUUAGACAUGGAAGAAGUAUACGCCUACUCCAUCUCGACAAAAACUACAAUAUGGGACUUGAAAAUGCUCGGAAUGUUAUGAAUGAUUUAGAAAACAAACCUGUUGAAGAUGUAAGACUUGCAGGAUGUGGUUUGGUUAUUGACACAAUUGAUGGAACAUUUUUCAAAUCACUAAAUGCGUCAAAUCUCAAAGUGCUCCACAUUCAUGGAAAUAGCAUUAAGACAUUAGCACCAGAUGCCUUCGAACCAAUCAAAUCACUGAGAGUUUUAAUACUUUCAAAUUUCAUGUAUGUAAGCACACUGACUUUCAAUGUUCUACAGAAUCUGACUCAUUUCAAAUUGUAUGGCGGACUUCAGAAAUCAUUUGGUCAAAUUGUGCCUACAUUUGACCUAAAUGAAUUACAACAUCUAAAAAUCCUUCAACUUUCUCUGUCUCAUAGCGCUAACUUCAAUUUAAAGAUAAGCUACUUAAGAAAUUUGAAAGAGCUACUUUUAAUUGAUGCUCAGGAUUUUGAAGGGUACCGUGGACAAAUGCUCCAAUUACUGAACAAUUCACAGUCACUUAGCCAAGUAGACCUAUCCGGGAAUCUUUUGUUUCAAUAUACAGAUAUGCAACUCUGCCAAUUGUUUGAAAACAAAAUCCAUUUCACAAGUUUGAUUCUCGCAAGAAACUAUCUAUCUCAUUUACCUAAUUGUAUCUUUAGAGGGAUGGUCAACUUAAUAGGACUUGUCCUCUUUAAAAACAGAAUUUUCACAAUCCAGAAGGAUUUAUUUACAAAUCUUCAAAACCUGCUAUGGCUGGAUCUGUCAGAUAAUGCAAUAACAUUUAUUGACCCUGGUAACUUUGCCCAUAUGCCUGACUUGAGAGAAUUGUAUAUACACCACAAUAACUUUGACUGCAACUGCGAGCUGAUUGGCUUACGUGACAUAUUAAAAACCUGGGGAUUACAUGUUUAUCACGAUGAAAAGUGCAGUAGGCCAGAAUCACGAAAACAUGCAUUUGUACAUAAUUAUACCAUACCUGAAUACCUGACUGAAUGCAACUCUAAAAUGCUCCUAACAUCAUGUUCCACAACUGGGAGCAUUAUACUAUUCCUUACCAUUCUAACAUCUGUACUAUUGAAGCAUUUUUGGAAGGACAUCAAAUAUAUCAAAAUGGUACGUAAAGCAAGAAAACAUGGGGGAUAUGCUCCAAUACACAAUGAACCAAUAGAGGAUGACGCUUUUGUCAGUUAUCAUAGCGAAAAGACAUUAUGGGUUCAAAGAGACUUGUGUAGGGAGCUAGAAAAUGGAGAAGACAUCAAGUUCACUUUAAUGUAUGAUGACCGGAUCAUGCCUGGUGGCUCUUUUUUCACAUCUCUCGGCAAUGCCAUGUAUAGUUGUAGGAAGAUUCUAUUUGUGGUGAGUCGUGGAUGGGUGGCAGCUGCCUUGAACCAGUUUGAAGUAGACAUGGCCCUGGUGAAGCUGCUUGAUGAUAACAGAGACAUGAUCAUUGUCCUCCUCAUGGAACACAUCCCCAAAGCUGAGAUGUCUGAUACUCUGAGAAUGAUGGUGAAACACAACACAUGCCUCACGUGGAGUGACAAUGAGAGACAACAGGCAAAGUUCUGGAGGGACUUGAAAUUGGAACUAGGAAAGCACUACUUAGAGAAACCUUAAAUAUAACGGUGCCAAUAAUUAACCAAAAAGGGAUUGGUCGAAAAGGUCUAUCGUACUUCUAGAAUGGAUAUGCUGAAUAAUUAUCCCAGUGUAACUGUAUAGAACAGGGCAACAAAUUGAAAUCUUUCGUUGGACUUGAAUGGAGAUUUAGUAAACAUA
This is a messenger RNA of Owenia fusiformis, 1844 nucleotides long. Lineage: Eukaryota; Metazoa; Annelida; Polychaeta; Sabellida; Oweniidae. The record is from the annotation of a GenBank genome assembly.